GGGUAAAAACAGGUUACAACACCUUUUUUACAGUGAUGGUUUGAGCAACAAGGAAGUGGCUGAAGCAUGAAAAUGAAGCGUGGGUGUGAGUUUCCUCUUGACACUGACGUGUGACAGAGCAGGUUUUUCAAACCUGUUUACAGUCCAGUUUGAAGGCAAGUGAAGAUGACAGCGCACGCAUUAUUCCUCCUCAGUGUUGGACUCCUUUUUAAAGCUUGUUAUUCAGAUGUGAAGUGCAGGAAUGACCAAGGAGAGGAUGUUGACUGGUAUAUUGUGUACAAGCUGCCCAAUGUGAAAGAUGGUGGGUUGUCGUACUUGUACAUGGAUGAGAGCACCGGUGGGUGGACACUCAGCAGGGAGAAAAUCAACAGUACAACUGGCUGUCUAGCAAACACACUGAAACCUCUUCUUGACUUCUAUGUCAAAAAGACUGAGGGGCUUGGAUACAUGCUCUACAAUGAUCAACCGCCACCUCUAUCUCCAUGUUCUGCUUCUUCAUCAUUCGGUCACAGUAAAGGGGUUGUGAUGUUGGAUCGCACCUCUGGAUUUUGGCUUUCACACAGUACACCCAAAUUUCCGACAUAUCGUAAAAGAGAGUUCUGGCCAAACAGUGGGAAUGCAAAUGCUCAAAUGUUUCUUUGUGUUAAUUUCCCCUACCAGCAGUUUAAAACAAUAGGUCUGCAGCUAAAGUACAUCCAUGCCAAUUCAUUUGACUAUGACAUCCCAAAAACGUUUCACAAGGAGCUGUAUUGUGUUGCACAGAGAAGCUGCUACCCGAAAAAUGAGCCCUGGUUUAGUGUGAAGAGGCUGAACUCUACAAGAGGGCACAGUUUCACCAGUUUUGCAAAAUACACACGCUUUGGAUAUGACCUUUACUCUGGGCUUAUUGUAGACCAUGUGUCUCAGAAUCUCUAUGUAAAGAGCUGGGGGAAAAUGCGUAAACCUCUAGCCUCCAACUGCUUGCCAGAGCUCGCUCAUCAUGUCUACAAUGUAAAGGAAGUGAAGCUGCAGGGGAGGAAAUCCUUCAAUGACACUGUGGAUCACUCUAAGUGGUGUGUGACUUCAGAUGGUGGCUUGACCUGCAUCGCUGAUAUGAACAGGGAGCUCAGUCAGAUGGGAAGAGGAGGAGGAGCGAUCUGCACUGAAAACACAAAAGUGGGAGAAGCUUUCUUGGCACUGAUCUCAAACUUUGAAAAAUGUAAAGAGUCUCAUUCUAAGGUUCAUGAAAGAGAACUCUAAAGCCAUGGCAAUCACUAAAAUGGACCAAUAUGUUGUUCACAACUAAGCAUUUUCACACCAGGGGAUUUUCUUUUAUCAAAUACUGCAAGUCUGAGAGACUUGCCGGGAAGAAAUUGUUUUGUGCUCCUGCUAAACCUUUGGCAAAGUUUUUAUCAUAAUUAUUAUUACUGAACUUUUAUUUAUACAGGUAGUCCCAUUGAGAUAUGAGUUAAUAUUUACCUGUUAACAAGAGGGACCUGUUAGUUGUCCAGCUUUAUGUGAAUUGUCAAAAUCUGUCAAAUGGAGAAAAAAAAAAAUCACUGUGAUACAUCUAAGUGAAAUAAUUUAGAUUCUAAGUACUGCAAGGAGGGCUUUUAGUUUUUCUGUUUGUGGUAUCAACAUCUGGAAGUAUAUAUGUGGGGGCCUGAAGCAAUGAACCAAGCCUACAGCAGGUCAAAUCAUGGAGCAAAGACAUACAGUAGAUUUAAUUAAAAAUAAGUUGGGGGAUAAUGACAGGGUAAUCAUAUAUGUUCACUAUGAAUUGUGUAUUUAUUGAUAUAUUUAUAUGGAUAAUAGGGGUGUGUUAUCUUUUCCUAGUGGAUAACAAACAAUAAAAUAUUUGUAUAACACA
Molecule: messenger RNA, 1849 nt
Organism: Girardinichthys multiradiatus
Lineage: Eukaryota; Metazoa; Chordata; Actinopteri; Cyprinodontiformes; Goodeidae
Product: deoxyribonuclease-2-alpha-like
Exons: 7
Coding region: 166-1239 (357 amino acids)
Biological process (GO): apoptotic DNA fragmentation
Molecular function (GO): deoxyribonuclease II activity
Source: RefSeq, a predicted model, not a curated record